AUGGGCAUUUCACAAUUUUUCAGACGUUUGAACUGCUUUGCUUCUGCUCAAAGAAACCAAAAGUCGAAGAGACAAAUGGAAAAAGAACUCUCAAGCAUGCAAGAGUUGAUCAGAAUACUUGAACAAGAUAUCCAGAUCACAAGGAAUACUGUUGAGUUGUUCAAGCAGCGACAAAAAGUAGUGGAGGAGAAAGAAAAGAUGAGAAGAGACACCAGAUACAAUCUGAUGGCUCAAGUCGAGGAGAUUGAGAGUGAACUGGGACAAGCAUUGGAAGAGCGCAAGGAGCUGAUGUCACUUAUUAUUGAGUGCGGAAUUCGAAAAACAGCCCUGGAAAAAGAUGUUCAAGCGAUGGAAAAGAAGGCGGAGUUUUUCUGGGAAGAUCUGUAUGAUCCAUUUCCAGUUUCCAAAACGAGCGCCAAAACAUGGCAGGAGAAUCUGCGUCCUGUGCGUUCAACGAGCGACCUGAACAAGGCGGUGCUUAAGCCACCCCUGUGUUUUGCACAGGACGCAGAUGAUCUCCAAGUGUGGGAUGUACCUUAUGAUGCGAGUGACGACGAACUCUUUGCAGAAAGACUCAGAAAUGAAGUUUUAAUCACAAAAAGCAAAGAAACCUUCGUUUAAAAGGAAACAUUAUGAAAAGCGAAUCUGUUGAAGUUGUAAAUGAAGCUUUUAAAUUUGACAAUGUCCUUUGGACAUUUCUUUCGGUUGGCCUGUACAUUUGAGAUAAAGCAUCACCCUUAUUGAAAGGAAAAUAAACUGAUUUCAAAAGCAAA
This is a messenger RNA of Pocillopora damicornis (cauliflower coral), 773 nucleotides long. RefSeq lists its product as uncharacterized. The record is from RefSeq and is a predicted model, not a curated record. Lineage: Eukaryota; Metazoa; Cnidaria; Anthozoa; Scleractinia; Pocilloporidae.